UCUCCCCAAGCUAUGACGUCAAAUAUAGAAAUUGACUCGGUCCUCUGGGCACAAGAAGAAGCUGAGGAUCAACGCUUGCUUGCAGAGUCUCGUCGCAUCCAGCAGGGGAAACACCAGUACUCGUGUGUUAAAGACAAUGAGACGACACCUUGGCUCAAGCACACAAAGUGGCCAGUUCUGUUUCAGGAACGACCUCUUGAUAUCUUGACAGCCUCGACUUUGCAGCCGGCAGCACGAUGUAGCGACGACUACUACCUUGGACGCUGGUCAGGCACUCCCUUUACUAGUCCCGCAGCGAAUGAAGCUAAGCUCCGGGUGUUAAUGCGUGGUGUUGAUCAAAUGUUCGUUUGUGCAGAAGAGACGCUCAGGCAUACCAACUACCGCCUACGGUGCUGGCUCCAGACCUACCAUCAGCGCCAUUUUCGACCUAUAGCCUUUGACAAUGUCCAAACCACCCGGAGUCGAAUUGGCUACAUCUCGAUAUGGAAGCAUUUCAUCUGCUAUAUUUUCCGGGAUGGGCAACAGAUGAGCGCUUGCGGGAAGAGAUCUAUGGUGUGA
Molecule: messenger RNA, 558 nt
Organism: Hyaloscypha bicolor E
Lineage: Eukaryota; Fungi; Ascomycota; Leotiomycetes; Helotiales; Hyaloscyphaceae
Exons: 1
Source: RefSeq, a predicted model, not a curated record